Thalassophryne amazonica is the source of this 1121-nucleotide messenger RNA. Its product is annotated as group 3 secretory phospholipase A2-like. Gene Ontology annotation, biological process: arachidonate secretion; phospholipid metabolic process. Gene Ontology annotation, molecular function: A2-type glycerophospholipase activity. Bases 1 to 867 code for a protein of 288 amino acids. The record is from RefSeq and is a predicted model, not a curated record. The transcript has 4 exons. Lineage: Eukaryota; Metazoa; Chordata; Actinopteri; Batrachoidiformes; Batrachoididae.
AUGACGCACGCCGCUACUCUGCUUUCUGUCAUUUUCACAUCAUCUCUCCUGCUGUGGACCGCAGCUGGAGACUCGAUCCUCUGCUCCUGGACCGAAGUUUCAGAAAACGAAACGUACAUCAUUUAUUUCGUGCGCUCGGACCCGUCAGCCUCUCCGUCUCUGCGCCUUUACCAAAGCCUCUGGUCCGCGGAGCGCGCGCUGCUCAGCUGCACGUGGACCGACGACGCGGGGCUGAUCCAGGACUAUAAUAAGUCCGCGUGCCAGGAGCGCACGCAAGAACUGAAGGCGCAGCAGAACGCAAGUUUUGACUUGGAGUUUGUGUUUGCGCUCGAAGAGCCGUGCGAGUCUCUGAGCUCCCUGUGGGGCGCGCUGGAAGAGAAGCGCCUGCAGAGGGCGGACAGCACCUUGAAGGUAAAGGAUGAAAGGUCAAAGGUCAGCACAUAUGUCCGCGUAAAACGACACUUUCUUCCACCGACGCUCUGGUGCGGCCCUGGCACCAUGGCAACUUCAUACUCACAAUUGGGUUUCUUUGCAGAAGCCGACAAAUGCUGCCGCGAGCAUGACUACUGCAAAUAUUACAUCCCCCCUUAUCAGUCAGCAUACGGUGUCUGGAACUCCCAGAUGUUUACCAUUUCUCACUGUGACUGUGAUGAGAAGUUUCGCAAAUGUCUGAUAGAGGCCAAACACUAUGUGGCUGACAUCAUGGGGAACCUGUUCUUUAACGUGCUGAAGGUGAAAUGCUUCAAGCCUGCGGAGAAGAGGAAAGCUGUUCUCCAGUCGCCUGCAUGCUACCGUUUCGCCGAGGAGCAAUGUCACGAAGAGAGAUCAAAGCAAAAGAAAAAAUGGCAGAAAAAAUACAGACACUGAACUGAAAACACAUGAACCUGCUUUGAUUUGUCUUGUCCAAAAGAAGCAAACCUGAAUUUUCAGUAAAUGGAAAAAGGAGCAAAAAAGAAUAUAGGUGUACUGGUGCACACUAACAUGUUAGUCAAUUCAAGAUUCAACAAAAAAUGCUAUUUUACAGAUUAACUUCCAUCUGAGAAACAUUUCAUACAGUGUGUCUACGUUUGCUUUCAUCACUGUAAAUCAAUAAUGGAAAAUACACAAAUGGUUGUCGUAAC